AUGGCUUCCGACGGGGUCUACUGCACGCUCCUGCUGAGUGAUCAUUAUCUUCCGGGUGCCAUGGUCCUUGCCCAUUCCUUACGCGACAAUGGCACGAAGGCCAAGCUGGUAGCCCUUUUUACACCGGACAGACUACAAGCAGCUACUAUCAAUGAGCUACGGACCGUUUAUGAUGAGCUGAUCCCAGUGAGCUCGAUGGUGAACGGCACCCCGGCGAACCUCUGGCUCAUGGAUCGCCCGGACCUGAUCGCGACCUUCACCAAGAUCGAGCUAUGGCGCCUGACACAAUACAAGCAGGUCGUGUACAUUGAUUGUGACGUCGUGGCCCUGCGAGCUCCCGACGAGCUGUUAUCGUUGGACGCAGACUUCGCCGCUGCGCCUGACGUUGGCUGGCCUGAUUGCUUUAAUAGUGGGUUGAUGGUUCUCCGACCGAAUCUGCAGGACUAUUAUGCGCUCAAGGCUCUUGCCGAGCGAGGCAUCAGCUUCGAUGGCGCGGACCAGGGACUGCUCAAUAUGCACUUCCGGGACUGGCAUAGGCUAAGCUUCACGUAUAAUUGCACGCCUAGUGCCAAUUACCAGUAUAUUCCUGCGUACAAGCAUUUUCAGAGUACCAUCAGUCUUAUUCACUUCAUUGGUUCGCAGAAGCCGUGGACUAUGUCGAGGCAGAUUGUUCCGCUGGAAUCGCCAUACAAUCAGCUGCUAGGUCGUUGGUGGGCUAUUUAUGACAAGCAUUAUCGCUUGCCAUUUGGAUCACAGCCGCAAGGCGCACCGGGUGGGUUCGAGACAUCGCACCAUCAGCCCCAGGUUGUUUCGACGUCCAGCAGUGAAGAGUACGCAGCUCAGGUUCAUGGAGACCACUCGACGGUCUCACACCGUGAGCAAUGGCCGCAACCGCACCAUGUUCAUUUUGAACCGGAACACCAGCCUGAGAGCUUUCAUCACGGAGGGCCUUCCGAGCACCACCACCAACAUCAUGCACAGUCAUAUGACACACAUCAUGAGCAUCAUGCAGCUCCGGCCGAACCAGCCCCGGUUUCUAUGUUGAGCAUGGUACCGCAAUAUGUUCGCGGAGAGGAGCAUGUCUCGACUUAUAUCCCACCAUUGCCUUACACGGCGCCAAUUACAUUUGCCCCCAAACUGAGCCAUGAGACACACCAUGAGAUGCCGCAAGCCUAUCAACAGCCACUGGAUGAGGAAAGUCAUCAUAUCCAUCAACCACAACCGGUGACGCCAAUUCCGCCCAUCUCUUCAAUGGGCGAGCCAUACCAACGUCCACCUUCUCCGACACCAGAGCCUCCGGUAUUUGAGGCGCCCACGUAUGAAUGGGAUCCAGCACGAGAACCACCACCCGUGAAUUCGAAACCGGAAGGAAUCAGCCUGCAACAAAGGACAUACACCAUGUCUGAUGACACUCAACUCUUCCAACCCCCUGUAUCCUACCCCGAGGCACCAAGAAACAUGUACUACCAAGUCCCCACAACCAGAUCAGCACCAGAAAAGCCCGCCCCAGUAUUCCCCUGGGAAAGCCACGCUCCUCCUCCAACCCGAGUGUUCCCCAUUGAACAACCACCCCCAGAACCAACCGCACCCGAACCAAUCGCCCCCCAACCCCAAUCCCAACCCCAAACCACCAAUGACCCCAUCGACAUCCAGAACUUCCCACCCCCACCCCCCAAAGGCCCCUCCUAUACCCGAGUCCCCUACGAACCAAGCUCCGAAUCUUGGCAAACAUACACACGCUCCAACGCCUGGGACGAAGACCCCGAAAUUCAGCGCUACAUCGAAACAGUCCAACAAGCCCGCAAAGCCAGAACCCAAGUAAUCUCCAGCCCAGGCUCCUCCCACUCAAACACCAGCGCAAGCCCAAGGGACAGAGACAGCGUCUCCUCACCCCCAUCCACAGGCACAGGUCGCAAACCAAGCACCAUAAUAACAGACUUCCCAACCGAAGUCGAACGCCCCAGUCUGCCCGUAACGCCCGCCCCAAUCCACCGCGGCUUUGGCGGCAGUUACGGCGAUGGGAACGACGCCUCUGGCGCGCAUGGCCUUCCCGUUGCGGAGGGCGUGCCCAGUCAGGAGGAAUGGGUGGGUGUCACGGUUGAUGCGUUUUCUUCUUUGCUUAACGCAACAUACUUAUUGUGGCGGUCUACAGAAUCCCCUGGCGAGGCUCGAGGAGCUGCGUCGUCGGCAGUCGGAGGUUAUGGAGCAUCCGGAGCGACUUUCUAG
This is a messenger RNA of Penicillium antarcticum, 2226 nucleotides long. RefSeq lists its product as uncharacterized. Gene Ontology annotation, molecular function: glycosyltransferase activity. The transcript is spliced from 6 exons. Gene Ontology annotation, cellular component: cytoplasm. NCBI's taxonomy places the organism in Eukaryota, Fungi, Ascomycota, Eurotiomycetes, Eurotiales, Aspergillaceae. The record is from RefSeq and is a predicted model, not a curated record. Bases 1 to 2226 code for a protein of 741 amino acids.